Pecten maximus is the source of this 1455-nucleotide messenger RNA. Its product is annotated as glycine-rich cell wall structural protein-like. NCBI's taxonomy places the organism in Eukaryota, Metazoa, Mollusca, Bivalvia, Pectinida, Pectinidae. The coding region runs from base 1 to 1455 and encodes 484 amino acids. The record is from RefSeq and is a predicted model, not a curated record. The transcript is spliced from 3 exons.
AUGUGGACUACUGACCCAAGGCAGACGUGUACUGUAAAACUGAUUCCAAGAAGACCUGGAUCUACAGACCUUGAAGCCAGUAGUGGUGGUAUGGGAGAUUUCUCUCUGACUGGUAGUGAUGGUGGUGUGGGAGAUUUCUCUCUGACUGGUAGUGAUGGUGGUGUGGGAGAUUUCUCUCUGACUGGUAGUGGUGGUGGCGUGGGAGAUUUCUCUCUGACUGGUAGUGAUGGUGGUGUGGGAGAUUUCUCUCUGACUGGUAGUGGUGGUGGUGUGGGAGAUUUCUCUCUGACUGGUAGAGUGGUGAUGAGUGGUGGUGGUGUGGGAGAUUUCUCUCUGACUGGUAGUGAUGGUGGUGUGGGAGAUUUCUCUCUGACAGGUAGUGGUGGUGGUGUGGGAGAUUUCUCUCUGACUGGUAGUGGUGAUGGUGUGGGAGAUUUCUCUCUGACUGGUAGUGGUGGUGGUAUGGGAGAUUUCUAUUUGACUGGUAGUGGUGGUGGUGUGGGAGAUUUCUCUCUGACUGGUAGUGGUGGUGGUGUGGGAGAUUUCUCUCUGACUGGUAGUGGUGAUGGUAUGGGAGAUUUCUCUCUGACUGGUAGUGGUGGUGGUGUGGGAGAUUUCUCUCUGACUGGUAGUGGUGAUGGUGUGGGAGAUUUCUCUCUGACUGGUAGUGGUGGUGGUAUGGGAGAUUUCUAUUUGACUGGUAGUGGUGGUGGUGUGGGAGAUUUCUCUCUGACUGGUAGUGGUGGUGGUGUGGGAGAUUUCUCUCUGACUGGUAGUGGUGAUGGUAUGGGAGAUUUCUCUCUGACUGGUAGUGGUGGUGGUGUGGGAGAUUUCUCUCUGACUGGUAGUGAUGGUGGUAUGGGAGAUUUCUCUCUGACUGGUAGUGGUGGUAUGGGAGAUUUCUCUCUGACUGGUAGUGGUGGUGGUGUGGGAGAUUUCUAUUUGACUGGUAGUGGUGGUGGUGUGGGAGAUUUCUCUCUGACUGGUAGUGGUGGUGGUGGUAUGGGAGAUUUCUCUCUGACUGGUAGUGGUGAUGGUAUGGGAGAUUUCUCUCUGACUGGUAGUGGUGGUGGUAUGGGAGAUUUCUCCCUGACUGGUAGUGAUGGUGGUGUGGGAGAUUUCUCUCUGACUGGUAGUGGUGGUGGUGUGGGAGAUUUCUCUCUGACUGGUAGUGGUGGUGGUGUGGGAGAUUUCUCUCUGACUGGUAGUGGUGAUGGUGUGGGAGAUUUCUCUCUGACUGGUAGUGGUGGUGGUGUGGGAGAUUUCUCUCUGACUGGUAGUGGUGGUGGUGGUAUGGGAGAUUUCUCUCUGACUGGUAGUGGCGGUGGUGGUAUGGGAGAUUUCUCUCUGACUGGUAGUGGUGGUGGUGUGGGAGAUUUCUCUCUGACUGGUAGUGGUGGUGGUGUGGGAGAUUUCUCACUGACUGUCGUGGUGGUUUGGGAGAUUUCUCUCUGA